CCCUGUCAAGGAGGGGGACGUUUCGUAUUGUCUUAGUAAUGGCGGACACGUGUGGCCAAGUACUGCUUGGGUCUGGGCUAACUGUCCUUUCCCACCCCCUUAUGUACAUCAAGGUGUUAGUUCAGGUUGGGCAUGAACCUCUCCCUCCAACUUUAGGCAGGAAUCUAUUUGGCCGACAAGUGUACCAGCUUCCAGGGCUGUUUGCAUAUGCCAGACAUAUCAUAAAGAUUGAUGGGAAAGCAGGCCUGUUUAAGGGUCUCGCCCCAAGGCUUUGUGCUGGGACCAUUGGAACUAUCGUCCAUAGUAAAGUGUUGCAGAAAUGCCAGGAGGAAAAAAUUGAGGUGGUGGGAAGCAGCCAGAAAGCAGAGGAUGGUUCUCUGCAAAAUGUAGUAAAUGAGACCACUAAAGAGAUGAUUGCACGUUCCUGUGCCACAAUUGUCACACACCCCUUUCAUGUGAUCACUCUCAGAUGCAUGGUACAAUUUAUUGGUAGAGAAGCCAAAUACAGUGGCGUCUUUGACUCCAUUAUUACAAUCUACAGAGAAGAAGGAAUCCUGGGUUUUUUUGCCGGCCUCAUUCCUCGUCUACUUGGUGAUGUUUUUUCCUUGUGGAUCUGCAACAUGCUCGCUCACUUCAUCAACACAUAUGCUAUAGAUGACUCGAUGAGUCAUACCGGAGAGAUAAAGAACUGCUCUCAGGCUGUGACUGGGUUUUUUGCCAGUAUGCUGACGUAUCCUUUUGUAUUGGUGUCCAACCUGAUGGCUGUAAAUAACUGUGGGUUGGCUGGAGGUCUUCCACCUAAUGCUGCUGUUUAUUCCAACUGGAUUCACUGCUGGAGUCAUCUGAGCAGAGAGGGCAACAUGAGCAGAGGCAACAGUCUGUUCUUCAGAAAGUUGCCAGCGGGGAAGACGUAUGCCAUCGAGCAGAAGAGAUUUUUCUGAAUGGAAAGCAAUAAGCAUAGUUUUAAUUAUGAUAAUAUAAUUGAACUGGCCCAUGAAGUUGGACUCUCAAUCAUUUGUAUGCACUUGUUUAUUAUAACAGACUUUUUUCAGUCUGCAUCAGCGUCCAGGAUUAUUGCUGUUAAUUUUACUAGUACAUUUUUUUCACUAUAUGGUUAUUUGCUUUGAUUUGAAAACAAAGAGCUUUAUUUUUUAUUUAUACCCAGGGAUUUGUAUACAUACCACAACAACAUAAACCCUAAUAGAAGUGUUUCAGAGUAGCACUUUAGGGUGCUUUCCCAACUUUAAGUCCAUUCCAGCCACUACACCAUCUGUGCCUGAUUCCAGUGCAGGCUCUUUACCCUCUGCUGCUUUUCGUUCCCAUUCCCCCCCAAAAUUAUGGUCAUCAGUAAAACAGUCCUUACACAGCUGUUGUUGUCUCUACUGUCGAAUGUAUUGACUUUCAGACAAGAAUUUCACCCUCUGAAUUGUAGAUUGACCGUAAAGUGAAUCCAGCAGCAGGUCCAUUUUGAGCCACAUGGUGUCAGUUGGUGUAUGUAUGUGUGUUUAUGUGAGAGAAAGGUUAUGCUGCACCUUAGUCUCAGCCUCUGUUUGCAGCCUACAGACCACCCACGGUCUGUGCUCUAACCCUGCCGUUUUAGUCAAAGGUCUGGCUAUGCUAGGCUAGCAGCAAUUUGACUUAAUGCAGUCCCUAGCUCUACAUACCAGAUGUGGUCCUCGGGUGCAUCUCAAUCAGCUCCCUAGCUCCCCAUGUCUUCAAUCAUUAUAUUGUAAACUCAGAGACUUUGACACUUGUGACUCAAGCACUUGCGACAGUUACAGGCUCAUGCAUUUCAACAGCUGGUAUUAAUCAACAACAUUGGUGUAUAAAUGACAUGACUUUUGGCUGUAGAUAUUCAAACGCAUAGUAUCAUUAUGACAGUGUUAUUUUAACCUUCUAACAACUAUCAUUUAAAAGAUUAUUUCCCUUUUAUGAUCAUGAAUUAAAGACAUUACAAACAACAUCUCUUUAAAAGAGAAAAUAAGGCUUUGACUUGAUAGUUUUGCACUUGUGCUCGUCUUCUAAUGACUUGAAAGACUUCAGAAGAUAUAACAACGUUUCCAGUAAGAGAACAUAGAGAGCUACAAUGCUGCCUGGUUUUUACAGUGCAUUCUGGGAAUUUUUUUUUAACUAACCUUUCAGUGCACUGGAUUGAUUGUGCGAUUGGGACAGCUCUAGAAAUUGCCAACUCCCUGACCAGUGCCCUGACUACUGAACUAGGAAGCUGAUAGAGGCACCUCUAGUUUUGGCAUUACUUUGCUAAGCUUGACCACACCCUGGUGACUUCAUUAAGAGCAUCUGGCUCUGUAGCAGUGAGAGAGUUGGAGCCUGAGGUGUGGAGUCCACAUGCCCAUCAGAGCUCUUGCUCUCAGAAAAAGGGAUUUUUAUUUCUAUUGACAUUCUAAUUGACCCAACUAAACAAUGCCAAAAGAGUGGUCUUUGUAUCUUUCCAUCGUAACAUAUUUGCAGGCAUUUAAGGGACAGGCUGUAACGUUAUCAUGUUUCUUUAAUGUAUCAGUGGAAUAUAAUGGGGUUCGGAAGAAUAAAUUAUGUGUGAUGAUUAUGACUCUUUGUAAUACUCUAUUCUGUUUGGUCAUGGGUGCCAUCUAGCGAUCUGAUAUUUCUCUGUAACAACCACACAUCCACCGAUUAGACCAUUAAUCGGGGUAUUGCGAGUCAUCUUUCCUUCGCAGAUCGCUAUGUGGAUCUCUACAAGUAAGCAAAUCAGGCUCAACUCCACCAAUCAUGAGCUUGGCCCACCUUGACGACCACACCAUGCCCUCCAACUAUAUUACACCUUAUAGAUGACCCUGAAACUAAUAAAAUUAUUUAAA
Molecule: messenger RNA, 2834 nt
Organism: Xyrauchen texanus (razorback sucker)
Lineage: Eukaryota; Metazoa; Chordata; Actinopteri; Cypriniformes; Catostomidae
Product: mitochondrial carrier homolog 2-like
Exons: 13
Coding region: 39-941 (300 amino acids)
Biological process (GO): positive regulation of apoptotic process
Cellular component (GO): mitochondrion; membrane
Source: RefSeq, a predicted model, not a curated record